CAUUAGAAGCAAUUUUAUACAAAUAAAAAAAGGUGGAAAAUAUAAAUAAUUUUCAACCUCUCUAUUCUGCAUUUGGGGUAAAAUCUUACUGCCUCCGGCGUUCGAUCUCUCUCUCAGAGUAUCACUACUGUUGCAGACGUUGAGCCACUAGAUAUUUUCAAUACAUUACUGAAAUGCAUUUGGAUAUCGCCUUUGACCCUGAUUUUAAUUUUCAAAGUUGCUGACAAACUUGUUUUGUUAGACUAUGAGGAAUGCUUCGACUUCUGGUGUAGAUACAAUUAGCAAUUUGCCUUGUAAUGUUCUCGAUGUUAUUCUUGGGUGCUUGCCUUGGAAAGAUGCAGUGAAGACCAGUAUCUUGUCAAAAGACUGGAAAUACAAAUGGGUAACACGUCAAGAACUUGAUUUUAAUGAUGAGUUUUACAAGUCUUUCAAACAAGAUGAAGAAGCCAAGAGAAUUAUUUACCAAGUCCUAUUAGUCCAUAAAGGACCAAUAUUGAAGUUUAGACUCCGCAAUUUUACGAGUUGUCCUGAUAUUGAUCAUUGGAUGCACUUCUUGUCGAAGAAAAAUGUCCAGGAAUUCACCCUUAUUGUACGCAUAGGAAACAAGUAUCAUUCACCUCAUCAUCUUUUUAAAUUCCAGCAGCUAAGGUAUUUGGAACUUCAAGAUUGCUUGUUCCAACCUCCACUCGGUUUCAAAGGGUUUGAGAAGCUUAUUAAGCUCGAUCUUAUGCAUGUCACUUUUGAUUCAUCAAUAUUAACAAAUCUCAUAUCUAAAAGCCCGUUGCUUGAAUGGUUGAGGUUGCGUUCCAUCACAAACUUUGACAUCCUUGAAAUUGAUGCUGCUAAUCUCAAAUUCCUUGAGUUUAUUGGGAAAACGAAAUCCAUUUCCUUCAAAAACGCUCCUAUGCUUGAAAAAGUUACUGUGGGUUUCCUUGGACGACGACUUUUGACUGAUAUAUCUCCUGUUUGCUCUAAUUUCCCGAAGUUCUUCCAUUACAUGCCUUCAUUGCUGGAACUGGAUAUAUGCGGUACAACAUUAGAGUACUUGAUCAAGGGAGGUUUACCAGAGAAUCCCCCAACUGCUCUGAACAAUAUCAGAACUCUCACUAUUUCGUCCAUGUCUUUAAGAUACACCGAGGUGGUUUCAAGUGCAGUUUACUUGAUUACAAGCUGUCCUAAAUUACAAGAUCUUACAAUUGAAUUUUACCCUGUUGGGGAUAUUGUUGAACCUGCUGUACAGUUGCUACGACCCCAAUCAUCCUCUUAUGGUGCUAUGAAGCUUCUUCAAAAAGUCCAAGUGAACAUGUUUACUGGUCUUGAGAUGGAAAUGGAGUUUAUGAAGUUUAUAUUGGCAUCUGCACCUGUACUUGAGGAGGUCUCCAUUUGGAAUUUUACACGUUUCCUUUUUCGUUUGUGUAAACAAAUGAUCGAUGAGAUGAAAGAAUUUCGCAGAGCAUCAGCUAAUGUUGAAUUCAAAUUUGAAGAAAUCGAUAUGGAAGGUGGAUAUGAACAUGAAGAAGUCAUGGAAGUGGCAUGAUUAUGCUAACAUAUUGAUUUUUGUAGCACUUGAAGAAAUUGAUAUGGAAGGUGGAUAUGAAACAUGAAGAAGUCAUGAAAGUGGCAUGAUUUUGCUAACAUAUUGAUUUUUGUAGCACUUAGGUUUGCCUGUUAUGCCCUGUUUUGUCUGUCUAAUAUUAUACAGUAUGUAUAUAUCUGCUUGGCAAAGUAUGUUUGAACUGUGACCAUACUUGUAAUGGCCAAUGUAUUAUUAUGUUAUUCCCAUAUUUGGUCUCCGUUUUAUACAA
Molecule: messenger RNA, 1805 nt
Organism: Solanum lycopersicum (tomato)
Lineage: Eukaryota; Viridiplantae; Streptophyta; Magnoliopsida; Solanales; Solanaceae
Product: F-box/FBD/LRR-repeat protein At1g13570
Molecular function (GO): protein binding
Source: RefSeq, a predicted model, not a curated record